Theobroma cacao (cacao) is the source of this 1806-nucleotide messenger RNA. RefSeq lists its product as uncharacterized. Gene Ontology annotation, molecular function: protein binding. Lineage: Eukaryota; Viridiplantae; Streptophyta; Magnoliopsida; Malvales; Malvaceae. The record is from RefSeq and is a predicted model, not a curated record.
UUUUAUAUUACAAUUAUUUUUCAUUCCAAGCAUUGUAUCAAUAAUACAUAAAUCUCUCAUUUCUUCGGGUUUCCAUCAAUUCUUUUACAACAACUUGGAGGAAACGUUUCUUGUUUAAUGUUUCUCCAAAUUAGAGGAGUUGAAAGUGAAGUAAAAGCUUCUUCCUUUCCCCAAAUUUUGAUUCUAUAAUUCAGAAGAAAAAGAAAUGGCGGCGCCACCAGCUUCACCGCAGCAAGCGGCAACAAAGAUCACCGAUUUGGACGAAGACUCAUUGGCUCACUGCGCCGCCUACCUUAGCCUUCAGGACCUCUCAAACCUCGCCAUAACCUCCAAAUUCCUGAAAAAAGUCGCUUACUCCGACUCUAUCUGGCUCCACCGCUUCAGGGAGCGUUGGCCGCUGGAAAUGCUAUCCAGCUCUUCAUUAGGUGUGAGGAAGGCCUAUUUGGAUUGUCGUACCGCAUUGCAUCAGCUUAAAUUUGCUGAUCCUUUUGUUCUGGACUUGUAUACCGAAGCAAGCCAUUUCGACCAUAUACUUCUCGAUAAGAACGAUAUAAUCUUUUCUCAAGGUUCUGUGAUAAAAAGGAUGAAAACCGACAGCUUUUUGAGUGGAGGCACGCUUGUCAGAAUGAGUGAUCAUAAUGCAAGAAUUACAUGCAUGAGAUUGUUUCCACUUCGUGAAACUUCUUUAGUUCGAAGUGAGACACAAAGAGAAGAAAAUGUUUUGGUAACCUCAAGUUACGACCACUCGAUUCGUCUAUGGUGGAAGGGUGCUUGCCAACGAUGUUUUAGAGGUCAUAAUGGUGCAGUUUCCACAUUGUCAGAUAAAUUAUUAGGUGAUGGUGGUGCCAAAGUAAUGGCAAGUGGUGGGGAAGAUGGUACUGUUCGCCUCUGGUCCCUUAGCUCUAGUGGAAAACGUGGCCAACAAGCUUUAAAGGCUACACUUUAUGGGCAUCAGAAACCUGUUACAUCAAUGUCAGUUGCAGGGCACAGAACAUCCCUUUUGGUGACCAUGUCAAAGGACUCUAAGGUGAGAGUUUGGGAUACAACUACGUCAUCAGCUAUUCGUUCUUCAUGUUGUGUAGGAAUGACUUCUGUUGCUGGUGCACCAGUGGACAUGAAAUGCCAUGAAGCCUUGCUCUAUGUUGCUGCUGGUUCUUCUGUUGUGAUAGUUGAUUUGAGGACAUUGCAAAGGGUCCACACUGUAGCAAUAUAUCAACCAAGAUUAUACUCCUUUGCAAUUAUGCCCUCAAAAUCCUUAAUCUGCACUGGGGGAUUUGGCAAAGCAAUGCUUUGGGAUAUAAGGAGAGGCCAGGAGUCGUCAAAACCAGAAGCAGUUGCCGAGUUGGAUGGUCAUAUCGGUUCAGUGACACUAUUACACAUGGAUCCAUAUAAAAUAGUUACAGGAGGGCUGGGGGAUAGCUUUGUUAAUGCUUGGGAAACUGAAACAGGUACGAAAGCAAAUUCUUUGCUUUGUAAUCACCCAGAGCUUGGGAGUGCCAAUAUCAGGUGUUCAGCCAUGGCUGUAAAUGCAUGUAGCAUUGUUACUGCCAGUUAUGGUGAAAGUCAGGGACUUGUUCGUUUUCAGGAUUUCUCCACUGCAACUCGUCCUAUUGUAGAAUAUGAUAAUGAUCAGAAUGUUUCAAAAUUUUGGGGUACACAAUCAUAUAAUGAUUCUGACGGAUGUGAUGAAUGAUGGGCUUGUAUCUCUUAUUCCAGCAUGAUUUAUAUAUAUAUAUAUAUAAAUUUAGCUGCUAUCAAAUCCUUUGGUAUAAUCAGAUUAUAGGGGAGUUUGAUUUUCUUAUUUUC